Messenger RNA from Dicrocoelium dendriticum, 627 nucleotides. Lineage: Eukaryota; Metazoa; Platyhelminthes; Trematoda; Plagiorchiida; Dicrocoeliidae. The record is from the annotation of a GenBank genome assembly.
AUGAUCAGGGUAAUACAGAUAUGUGUGAUCGGCAGCUUCACAAAUUAUUACAUUUUAACUAAUAGCGUAAGGAUUUAUAUGUAUGUGUUGACAUGUAGAAGUAGUUUUAAGUGUGUAUUUGGAAGUAGCCAUGUUGUGGAAGUAUGUAAAUGUAACGCUAUGUGUUUUGAUCACUCUCACGGCCUUUCACACCCGAGUAUUCGCUCCACCGUAAAGCUAAUUACCGACCGCUUCCUAUGGCAAAAUUCGCUUUCGGGCAUUAGACAUUGGGCUAAACAUUGUCUUACUUGCCAGACCAGGAAACUUCAUCGUCAGACAGUCACUACUUCAGGGAACUUUUCACUCCCUGACGCACGUUUUAGACACUUUCACGUAAAUAUUGUUGGCCCUUUACGUUCUUCCAACCGUUUCGCUCAUCUUCUAACAUGUGUUGACCGUUUUACCCGUUGGCCACGAGUUGUUCCUUUACGUGAUACAUCUACCGAAUCUGUUUCCCGUGCUUUUGUCGAAGCUUGGAUUCCUGUUUAGUGUUCCGUCCACCACCAAUACCGACAAAGGGAUUCAGUUCAUUUCCACAAUGUUCCGUGAUCUGAGUCCUUUAUUAGGCUGUACCCACAUAAGAACCGC